AUGGAUCCAAGUGAAUCAAAGCACACUUCGUCUGUUCUGUUACCUCAUGCCCCUAUUGUUCUUUCACCACCACCACUAGACCGUGCUCAACCGAAUAGCCAGCAACAAAUCCAAUUGAAUCAGUCGGAGUUUUUACCACAAAAUUAUCAGGGAAAUAGACAACAGAGUGUUGGGUACAAUCUUCAACACGAAUUUGAAACUUUAACUGCAGAGUUGGACUUGGACUUGAAGAACCAAGGCAGGAUGUCGCAAAGUGUACCACCUCCUAUUUCAUUAACUCAAGGUCAAAACCAAUUUCAAGUUCCGCAACAACAUUCAGCAACAAGUUCUAAUUUGAUAGCGCCUGCUGCAUCUAAGUACAACGAUGCAAGUAUUUCGUCAAACUUGUUGAAUUUAGGUUCAGCCAAUUCAGCUUCCAACUCGGAGUCGCAAAAGGAGACAAACUCAUUAUCACCUGCUCCGCAAGUUGCCCCAUCAAAUCCACAGUUAGUGUCAUUGCUAGAAAAUAGAGUUCAAAGCUCACAGCCUACAGGUGGACUCUUGCAACCUCCGUCUGCUUCCAUUCCUGACCGGCCUCAAUCAGCUCAUGAUUUCACAAAUAUUUUCCGCAGAACAGGGCAUGCGCUUACAGGUUUCGGCAAUCAAGGGGCUGUAUCUCAGCAACUACAACAACAGUCUAUGCAUCAAUCAAAUUUGUACCUGGAUCUCUUGGUGUUCAGUAACUGGAUUGAAAACCUUAGUCCGCAGGAUACCGUUUCUAUGAUUGACUAUCUAUGCGCCAGUUUGCCUGUUGAUGUGUUACUCACAUUCCAAGCUAAAUUGGACCAGCAUUUGCAAGCAUACAACCAGCCACCAGGUGUCUUGCAACAAAACCCAUUGUCGCCCUACGGCAACACUGCGUUGAAUUCUGAUCUUUAUAAUGACAUGGAUAAUUUGAGUUUAAAUGAACAAAAGUCAAAAUUCAAGCCACCACCUUCUGCGCAGAAAUCGGCUGAUUUUCAACCGACUACUGAAACUAACUCAUUCAACCCAAGUUUACUAAACAUUGAUAAGGGAAUUGCACGUCCUCGCUCCGCUGAUCCGUUUUUGCAAAAAAACCAACAAAAUGCAAACUUAGGCAACCCACUUUCAUUGGAGAGAUCGAAAUCGCCAACCUCACAUUUGCAUGAAAAGACAAACUUCUUGCAAUUGGCUGCAAACAAUUCUCAAAAUGUGUCGCCAUAUUACUACCAAUACGGCAACAGCAAUCAAGCGUAUUAUUCGCCAAACCAGCAGAUCAAUAGUGCUGCACCAGGUCUUCAUCAGGAUGAGAACCUUGAUAUGUCUAGUACUGCAUUGAAAUUAGGGGCACUUGCAACAAUCAAUUCAAGAGUGGCUUUGGAUAGUAACAGAAAGCAUCCGCAUGGAAGUUCAAGCUGGAACACUGGCCCACAAAGUCAGCAGAAUCAGCACGGCAGCCACCACAUCCAGCACUACCAGCAACACAAUCAAGCCCACCAUCAAGCUCUGCCCCAAAACCUGGACAAGUUCAACCAUAACUUAUCCAUAUCACAAGCAAUGAACUUUGAAAAUUCAAUAAAUAGAGGUGCGAAUUCAGCAUCAGUUCCUGCUAGCUCUCAUGUGCAGAGAAACAACUUCAACAUUCCCUCGGGAUUGAAAAAAAGAGUUGCAUCGCCAUCGGCUUCCAAUAUGCAGCAGUCAAAUGUUUCAACCAGUUCAAUAAACAGCCAAACUGGAGCUAACGCGUCAUCGUCAUCAUCUAUGCCUAGUGAAGUUGCCAGUGUUGAACUCUUGAACAACAUACCUGCAUGGUUAAAGUUGCUCAGAUUGCACAAGUAUACUGAUUGUUUAAAGGAUAUGUAUUGGAAAGACUUGAUUGAGUUGAAUAGUGAUCAAUUAGAAGAGAAGGGGGUGGCAGCCUUAGGUGCUAGACGUAAACUCUUGAAAGCAUUUGAAGCGGUGAAAAACAGUCAGUAA
Molecule: messenger RNA, 1977 nt
Organism: Lodderomyces margitis
Lineage: Eukaryota; Fungi; Ascomycota; Pichiomycetes; Serinales; Debaryomycetaceae
Exons: 1
Coding region: 1-1977 (658 amino acids)
Biological process (GO): regulation of mRNA stability; nuclear-transcribed mRNA poly(A) tail shortening
Cellular component (GO): P-body
Molecular function (GO): translation repressor activity; mRNA binding; protein binding
Source: RefSeq, a predicted model, not a curated record